Trichoplax adhaerens is the source of this 2202-nucleotide messenger RNA. RefSeq lists its product as uncharacterized. NCBI's taxonomy places the organism in Eukaryota, Metazoa, Placozoa, Uniplacotomia, Trichoplacea, Trichoplacidae. The transcript has 2 exons. Gene Ontology annotation, biological process: signal transduction. The record is from RefSeq and is a predicted model, not a curated record. Gene Ontology annotation, molecular function: protein binding. The coding region runs from base 1 to 2202 and encodes 733 amino acids.
AUGCUAGCUGCGGAAAAAGCGAAAGCGGAAGCUUCACAGAAAACUGCUUCACAUAAAAGUGUAUCUAAUUUACCACCACCUGAAGGUAUUGACGUGGAAUUUGAUGAAGUUAGUAAUCCUCACCAAGGUACGGUUGUUGGUCCUGAAGGGGGUACAUUAAUUAGCUCACGUUUUGGCAUAAGAAUUAUAAUACCACCAAACUCAGUUCAGUCGCCGGUUAAAAUUGAAUGCAGAUUAUUAGAGAAAAAGGGUAAUAGUGGACGAACUAUACAACCCAAUUUAAAAGACGCUGAAGCUUUGGCAAAUCGUGUGUUAGAAAUUAGUCCAGCAGGUACAUACUUUUCGAAGCCUGUCAGCAUCGAAAUACCUUAUUAUAUCGCUAUUGAAGGCUAUAGUCGAGAAAUUUGUGUUAUGAGUAGUGAAAGAGGUGACGGCUGGAGUGAUUGUAAGUCCUGUAGAGUGUUGCCAAUUGAUGAAAACAGCGACGACGAUGAAUACUACGUUGCCAUCAGUACACAAAGUCUCCCCUCUUACUUUGCCGUAAUUAGUCGCAUUUGUCGUGAAGAUGCUGACAUAAGUAACGAUGGCGGUGCAAUUUUCUCUUCAUUUGUUCCCUUCGUAAGAGUUGAUGUUCCUCCAGGAUGCUUUCAUAAAGAAAGUGAUUCUUAUAUCCAGGUCUUACCGGUUUAUCCUGAUGAUUUAUCAGUAACUAGUGUGUCUGGUGCAACACCAGUGGUGACAUUGGAGCCUCGAAUUCGAUUGAAGCAAGCUGUAACGAUAACUCUUCCCGAUCUGGUAUUACAUCCUAAGGCAGAUCCUAAUAGUCCUAUCCGCUUACUGAGAAGCAUAACCCCUUACGAUAAGCAACCACAAUGGGAAGAUAUCACUGACUCAACAGAAAUUAUUGAUGAAGGAAAUGGCAUACUUUCUUUUAGUACCAAUCAAUUUGCACGAUAUUGGAUUAUCCAAGUCCGACAAGCUUUGACUGCGAAAGAUAAAGGAUCAACAUUAUACCGCAAGAUAACUGCCGUCCCUUACUUAGCUAAUGUAGCAAUUUUUGCUAACUCCUAUCAGCCUGGAGAAGCUAGCAUGCGUAUUGCCUGCAUGACCAAUGAUGGUCUAUAUGAUAGUUUAGAUUUUCACGAAGGGAUGGUCCAAAUUGCAAGUAAGGAAAAUGUUCCAAUCAUUGAUGGAAGCCGAGUUAGUAUACAAUGUAGUGGAAAUUUAUUACCUAUCAAAGCCAAAUCUGCUUCAUGGCAAAUGGAUUUCAAACCUUAUCGCGAGAACGUAUUAGAUGGUAGCGUUCGUGUAACUACACCCAGCGAUCCACCAAAAGGGUUAAUGUCCUUUGUGCGUGAUGCUAAAGUUGACGGGAGAACAGUAUCGCAGAUGUUGUGCACUUUGGGUGUUGUAUUGCCACAAGGAGAAGGACCCGAAGGUAAUGUAACUAUCAGCCAUGAAUAUCGAGUCUUUGCUGAAACUAUGGAUGUCGCUAUUAAAGAAAUUACUGAGCAUGGUAUCGGUAAUAGCGAGUCAAACGAUGAUCAGAGUAAUAUUGCUAGCGUGGCUGCAGUGAUCGGUAACGAUUGGCCUCAGUUAGCUAGGGAAUUGCAGUUAAAAGAAUCAGACAUAAAAGCAAUUGAUGCAGAAUGCUCACCAAAUAGUACAGCUGCUGCACAGAAUAUUUUACAUACAUGGGCUGUUAGAUCAGGUAGAGAUGCCACUGGUGUUAAACUAGAAUCUGCACUGGUUGGAAUUGGAAGAGAAGACGUCAUCGAGCAUUUUGAAUCAGAAGUAGCAAGUGGAGUUACAUACGAAAAGACUCAAUUACCUGGCGGUCAAAUUGUUAUUAAGAAGAAAAUCUCGCGAAGAUUACCUCUGGAAGAAAUUGAAAAACUGAAAAGAAGUAAAGAUACUGUAGUAACGGCUGAAGGUCACAUCGUACAAACAAAGCAAACUGUCAUCACAGGCAGCAGUAGUGAUAGAGAUCAAAUGUUAGCCAAGUUACGGCAACAAAUGGAUCUGGAUGAGCAAGAAUUACGAAAUAGUGCAGCGGGCGAAAUUUUAUCUGAAGAAAUUGAAUUUCAGCAUGAGGACGUAGACAUAGAUUUGGUAGAUGAAAUUAGAACUGACGUUGAACGAAGAAAAUACGACGGUUAUGCUCGCCAACAGUCAGCUAAAAGUGGCUACGGCGGAAAUUAG